This is a messenger RNA of Spirometra erinaceieuropaei, 6595 nucleotides long. Lineage: Eukaryota; Metazoa; Platyhelminthes; Cestoda; Diphyllobothriidea; Diphyllobothriidae. The record is from the annotation of a GenBank genome assembly.
AUGUCAGUUUCUGGAAUAUUUUCCCUCAACAUCCUUUCAGCAUUCCUCAGUGUCAGGUAGGUGAAAAGGGUUCAGUCUUCUUGCUUAGCUCAUAUAGACAAUUCAAGCCUUCGCCCCUGUAUGGUAGCGCAGGUAGGACGGCACCCCUGCGUAUCCUGGGUCUUUUGUUGGUUCGAAUGUCGUCGCGGUCCCAGACGGAGUGCUUUAGCUGACCGAAAGCCCGACCGGCUGGCAAUUUUUUGUCGAUUUUGAAAUUGUACUCAAAAGGUAGGCAGAUUUCCUCACUGAUGUGAGGCGAGUUCCGGUGAAAGUGAUACGGGGCUCAUUGUAGUCAGCAUUUGGCGUCAGUUGGUGCACUUAUAGCUUAUGUGUUUAUCCUUAUGUAUUUGUCGACAUUAUACUUAUUUUUUAAUUUUUACCAUCAAUUUUAUCUUUUGCCAAAGAACAUGAUCGACUGAGGCGAAAGAGGUUGUGCCACCUAUUUUUAGCAUGUUUUUUGUCAUCUUCCGACCGUACUCCUUACAAGCCAAACAGACCCGAUGUUGGAACAUAGGCCCAGUUAAUUGGUACUUUUUCCAUGAUUUACUGACUAUUCCCCUAACUUUAUAAUUGUACGGUUUAAUAGAGCCUACUGCUUCUGCGUCUCUUCAUGUUCAAGUGCGUGAACCAAAAAAUUGAGUCCCUACGUUUGGAAUUUUUAUUGGCUUAAAUCCUAUUGUUGGGGCUUUGAAAGCAGUAUUUUGUUAUUCACUUCGGGCGUGAUGAGAAUCAGGAUUUACUUUAUCAACAUCGUCCCGAGUUAUUUACUAAUGCGCAGUUCCGCGGACUGUCUUAAUGUGUGUUUUAUUUGCCAUUCUCUGGCUGCAACAUUACUUAACCUGCGCAACUUUCGCGUCUCAAAAUUGUUCUGAUUUGAGCGAGAUGACUGUUGUAAUUAGACGGCCGACUAAAUCACGGUCGUCCUGUUGGCAUUGCCGUGUUCCGGACUUUGGAGUUACUGCCGCCUAGAUGUUAUACGAACACUCAUACUCCUUUUUUCUACAUUAAUUACUGUAGGAAUAAUUCUGAAGACGAAGAUGCGAUCACUAGAAUAAUGCUGCAUGUGCCGCCGUUCCCAGUCAUGUCUAACAGCUGGCAUUCUCGACUUCUUUUGGCCUGACCGACGUCUGAGGACAUGUACCUUUGUAUAUUUUACGCCACUAGCGAGGAAGCCGAUGUGAACAAAGUGUCCAGCCCAAUCCAAAAAAGGAUAACUGCAAAAUUGCUGGCGACCCACUUGUUUGUUUGGCCGCUAGACAAUUGUUAUACCGUAAGGAUAAGUACUGACAAAGACAAGAUAGGAUGGGGUGGCCAUUUCUGGCCUUUUGGCCUUCGUCAGCCAUACAUGCCCAUCUGGCCUGCGGACCUGGAAUUCUAAUCCGGAUUCUUUAUUCACUGAGCUUUUUAAAGUCUAGUGUUCAACCAUUGAGCCACAGACCCGUUGUCCUGUCGAUUGCGAUUGUGAAUAUUAUUUACGAUGGAAGUGCGUUCGCUGAUCGGAAUUACGGGACAUGCUCUUCCUGCUACGCUUCUGCGCUUAGUCCAGAGUCUGAGCAGUCGCGUGGCGACUAGAAGUGCAUAUGAAUAAGCUAGUGUUAACAAAGACAAGUGAGACAGGGACGGCCAUUUCUGGCUUACUAAUCGUCAUAAGCCAGAAACGGUCACCCCAGUCUCCCUUGUCUUUGUUGGUACCAUCUUAUCUAAGUAUACAGCUAGUGCCUUUGCGACUGUCACUAAGGUCUCUAAAUUGAGCUCCAAGACGCUACGUACCGAGCAUGUGCUGAAACGUGAUCGGUGAACGGACUUCCGCCCUAAAUGCUAUACCGUUUUAUUCCGAUACUCAGGCACUUAACGCCUUUUAUGCGAAUAUCUCCUAAAAUUAAUCGCUUAUUUUUUUAAUGAGCGAAAAUAUGAUUUCUUAUAGGAAAUACAAGAUUGGGAAGCCUGGCAUCAGAAAAACACCCUCAAAUCCCGGCAGCAAAACCGAAUGCACGAGGAGGAAUUGCAUGCUGCUCGUGACAAAGUUACCCUACUCUCGGCUAGUCUUGCAAAAGUAGACCCGAGCGAUGUGGCCAUCUGGGAACGCAUUUGUCAGCUCUGUGACCUCGCGGGUAAUUCAGGCGACUGGUCGGCUAGUGGGAGUGGAAGCAUAUCACUAAACAGGACCUCAACCACUCAGUACUCACAGAACCCGCCAAAGGAUAUCACACGUUUUAGGUCCCUCCUGCUGUCACUGAGGAAGGAUCCACCCAAGUUGCUGCGUCAGUAGGAUGUUUUCCUACUCUUUUCCUGUUAUCUUCCCCCCCCCCCUACAUCAGCAUCUGUAUAAUUUCGUUUGUGUGGUUUCUGCAAUCAGGUUCGUCUUCAUUCCAACACCUAUUUCCUUCCUCUGUGAUGUUUUUCGGUUUCUUUUCGUAGUACUACUGUCAAAAUAUAUCCUACCAAAGUACACUAAAAACCAGGCUAAUCGGUCGUUGUUUUGAUUUGUUUGGAUAGGCUAACUAUUUGGCAACUAAAAGAUAAAUGCAUGCUUCUAACGCGUGGAUAGAACGCUUCUAUGCACAGUCCAGCUGACUCCCACUCUACGUUUCCGUCUACCUAAGGAUCAAAGGGAGCCGCCCGUUAUUGCCUUUUGUGUCACCCGAUUAUACAAGAACAAAGUAAGAGGGGGCCUUUGAAAGUAAGGAAUGUGCUAGUUUUCGAUGCGUGAUGUCGUACUUGAAUCAAGACAGUUCCCUGUUGUUCAUUCAGUAUUACAACGUCUUUCGCUUUAAAUUACAGGCCUCAAAGGCUCUCGAGAACUUUGCCAUUUCAUCCGUCUAGUCAUUGUUAGACUCCGUCUCCAAUACUAGUAUUUUUAGUUUUGUUUGAUGGAGAAUUCAGGUUGGCCAACUAAGUGCUCUUCAGAAUCUAACCUCGGACAUGAAUCAGGGCCUGCGAGACUGACAUGCUAAGUCACUUUCGCCGGGGAGUUGGCAACUAGCCAACUGUGAUAAAGUGAACUUACACAAUGAGAACAGCUGAUUCCACCAUCACAAAUGCUUGCAUAGAUAAGCGUACGAGGUACUUAGUCAGGGUGCCAGGUGUUCUGAAUAGAAGGCGCGCGGACGGCGUUUAGUGGCACUGUUUGUGGUUAGUUUUUUUUCUCCGGCCAGUUUAAUUCACGGAUCGGGAAGGUUGCCAUUUAAACUCUGCAGUUGAAUUUUGUACUUGCGUUGUGAGUAGGACAACAGCAGAGAGCAAUAAAGUUAAUUUUCGCCUAUGAAAAGGUGACAGUGGUGCUCGAGGCGAGAUCCAGCCAGUUAUGAACACAGCAAUGGUGCACCUAUUUUUGUUACAUAUCUGAGAAUCUACCUCGAUGGUAAGGUGCACAUGUCUGAGCUACUCGCGACCGAGCUGCUACUAAGCUUUCACAUUUGUGCGUUCUGUGGGGUGAUCAGUCUAAAGCCACAAAAAACCCACUGAAAUAAGAUGCAUUGACGAGAAGUCUUAUUUAUUCCGCCGAACUUCGGACGUAUUUCUUUACAAGUAAUAAUGGUACUGGCAAAUUGUGCCCCCGUUGUCUCCUUACCUGGAAAUAGAUGCCGUUUCUAAAAUUUCAGGCUCCACAUUUGGCCUGCCUAUAACCAGCAAUGCCUGCUGGCAUCGUACCGUAAUUUCCAGUUGGUCGCAGGAUGUUUCACUGAUAGACUGCAACAAAUUGAGCCGUCUUAAUGAUGCCACAACAGCCGAAGUGCCCUCCCUUCGCUGCCGGGGAAAUGAAAUCACCCCUCUUGAAUGCUCGAACGCUGUCGACUACCUCGUACUGAUCAGCUGGUGUCUGUAGAAUACGUGCUUGUCCUAUAAAGAAUGAAAUGCCUUCACGCUGAAAUAUGCAUGCGGACAAUUAACAAGAAGACAACCAUCGCCUCAGGAUCUUGUUAGCUGUUCCCAGCCGUUUCUUGGAAGACGUAUUAUUGAAAACCCCUUCUGCUCAUCAAUUGAUUCGCUGCCUACAACGGUCGAGCUGUCUAGGGAAGGAGGGCGAUUGGAGUUUGCCAUCUACAGGAAGUGUGGAACAGAAGAUUCCAAAUGGUCAAAUGGAUGCCAUUUGAGCCGGUCUGAUGGCCGAGGAUUUCUCGGGACAUUGGAGAUGCGUCAGGACACAUUAUUGCUGGAGAUGGCUACCUCUAGUCCUCGCCUUUGUGCUUGGCCGCCAUGAGAUUUUCAGUGCACGAGACUGUAAAGGUAAAUCAAUUUAGAACUCAGACACAAAGGCAGAAGGUUUGUGAGGCGUUGUAGAGACCAAAAGGCAUGCACACGAUUCCAGAGAGGCCAGUGGGACGUAAAAUGUCAUCAGAAGUCCUGUGAGGCAAUAGUUGACUUGUAAAUAGAUCUCCAGUAAAUCUGCAGCAAACGUGCAUGAUGGGCAACGUAAAUAGAGAGCCCCAGAGAUGGAGGACCUGGCGAUGAUCAGGCAUAAUGCAGUUCUCCAAGGCCCGGUAGUCACUACAGGCGUCAGGGUUUACCCGGGAAAGCGCACGCAAGGGAGGCGUUCAAGAGCUUUCCAUUUGACACACUAUCCCGGUUUUUAGCCUGCUCUUGAACUCCGACUUGGUAACUUGGUGGGUUCGAAAAACACUGGCGAAUCGGUGGUAUGGAUAUGAUACAGUGCGUCAUGCGGUAGUGUCGGUGGACAAACAGGGAUCGUUAUCAAAUAGCCGUCAGGCCAACACGUUGGAUAUGGUUCCAGAGUGCCGAGUUGGUAGGACGCAUGGAAAGAAAUGAUGCACAUAGCAAAAUGACGUAAUGGUCUUGUCGGCAAGGCGGGGUUACUGAAAGUUGGCCAAGAGGGGGAAAUAGGCCAAUAGAUCGGUGGUAAGUUCGGCCCAGAAAACGCUGAAGUCAACCAAGGCAAAGUAAAUAGAAACCGGAGUUCGUCGUCAAAAGCGGAAGAGGGCACAUGACAGCGAGGGAGAUGGAAUUAAGGGAACACUGGAAUGAGCCAAGGUAGCCGCAAUGACUACAAGUCGCCUUAUGAGGAGCAACACAUAGCUGAGCGCCAGUUACAACGAAGACUCAUUUCACGCUUUUGUUGGAAGAAAGUAAUGCUGUCGGGUAUCUUGCACUCAUUGUAGUCCACAUUUUUCUGCUUGACUUUCGCCGCGCAGCCAGCAGAUAACGCGAAAAACAGCCAGCAGUCCAUUUAGUGGGAGGUGGCGGCCUACACAGGGCACGCUCGUGUAAUGCAAACUAAUUACUUAUGCGCAAUCUUUGAGUGCGUAUACCGAAGGCGGACGUCUUUCGGCCCGCUGGAGCUACAAACGAUCUAAGUGCAACAGCCAUCAAGCAGCACGACCUCCUCCUUCUUAUGGUCAGACCGUCUUAAUAUUUAUGCAAAUUCCCUCACAAGUUGAGUAGAGUUAUUCGACCUUUGAAGUAAAUAUUGAAGGCGUCCAGGCAUUUUGUAGUUAAAUAGGCCAGCAUUAGUGCUGGUUUAGUCAACUUCGGUGUCCGCAAGCGUCACGCGGCAGUGUGACCCAUGCCCUGUGAUUGUUUACAGCUGUCAUCCUAGUCCCGAACAGUGAAGACAGCUGGCGUCUACAUGUCCAGCAUAACCAAUUCGGGGAAGUUUGAAGCAUCUCGUGCUCGCUGUGGGUGCGAAGCAAAUACAAAUAGGAGGAUAAUUGUCAUCACAACUUACGGACUUCUUAUCGGCAGCCUUCUAUCACUCCGUAAUAUGAAUAACGACCAAUUCAUAUACAGCGAUCGCUACACAUCUCAGUCACUAUUGACAACUUCGUCUGAAAUUGGGCGUUUGAUUGACAUCUUAUUAUGCAAGAGGGGCGCUCACCGAUCGCGUUACGAGACAUACUCGGUCAUUUGUGCCUUGGAAUUCUAUCUCGAAAUGCGCCGGCAUCUGCAGAACGGCUAGUAAUAUGGGCAGAAUGACAUUAUGGACAAAGACAGGGAAGACUCAACUGACUCUUUCCGGCUUGCUAGUAAUCACCAGCCACCCACGCCCAACUCCAUGUUUCUAAACCCUAGUACUUGGUUAGGGAGUUGGACCUCCAACCAACAGGUAGCGGGUUUGAGCCUUAGAGAUUAAAAGACCUGCGGUUGGGCACAACCGACUAAUGACGGCUAAUAAGCCAGAAGUAACCACACUAGUUACGUCUUUGUCGGCAAUUCUAUUCUAUCCAUGUUGCUAGCGUUGUGCGGCAGCUGGCAGCGCCUGAAAUCGAACCCUUGGCGGAACUGGACAAGUGUGUCCUUAACGCGAUCGGUUUGCGCCCCACUACCAGUGUUGAUAUACCCAACAGGCCCCGUCAGUCCUCUCCGGACCCAACCUACCAACCGCUCGACGAACGCUAUUGCUGCCUCUACGACCGCGCCUGCUCCAACUUACAUGUCGACCACAUCGGCGCCUACCCUCAGCAAUGCUGCAUCGUAUCCCCGUGUCGCAAUUCCGUCGGCCAAUACCACCGUCACUAUCCUCGCCUCCGAUACCACAACGCGUUUGUGUAUAUUGGCGGACUGGUGGACUGAGAUCCGGUCUGUAACGGCUCCGUUUUAA